Molecule: messenger RNA, 4218 nt
Organism: Saccostrea cuccullata (small rock oyster)
Lineage: Eukaryota; Metazoa; Mollusca; Bivalvia; Ostreida; Ostreidae
Product: ubiquitin thioesterase zranb1-B-like
Exons: 8
Coding region: 140-2311 (723 amino acids)
Biological process (GO): positive regulation of Wnt signaling pathway; protein deubiquitination involved in ubiquitin-dependent protein catabolic process; protein K33-linked deubiquitination
Cellular component (GO): nucleus; cytoplasm
Molecular function (GO): cysteine-type deubiquitinase activity; K63-linked polyubiquitin modification-dependent protein binding
Source: RefSeq, a predicted model, not a curated record
CUGGACACCACUUAGAUGUGACGUCAUCCAUAUACAGAAGAAAAAUCUUUGUUUUGGUUUGGAGCCCACUAUGUGAUCCUUAAAAAAACUUCUUUCCUGUCUUUCCUGCCAGGAGUGUGCAAGGUGCAAGAGAUCCAGAAUGACUGAGUCGGACAAGUGGAAAUGUCAGUUUUGUACCUACCAGAAUUUUCAAGUGGCUACAAAGUGUACAAUAUGUAAUGUAAGGAGACAGGAUACACCAAUCUCAGACUUUGAAAAUGAGGAACAGGAUAUCUACAAAAUGGCAGCUUCCAUGGGACACAACAAGGAAAGCAACACAGUGCCCUUAAACUCAUCCCACGUCAGUAGCAGUGAUGCAGUGCAAGGUACAAAAUGGGCAUGCUCAGCCUGUACAUAUCUAAAUUGGCCCAAGUCCAGUAAGUGCACUCAGUGUUUGCGACCAAGGAAGAAUUUGUCACCUGGAAGUCAGUCACCUAAGCAGAGGAGCAAGACCAGGAAUGAAACAUCGGCAGCUCACUUAGGGGAGAGUUCUAGAUCAGGAAGGACAACUCCAGCAAGGGAAGUAACACCUGGAUCCCCAAAGGCAGCAAAAUGUUCAUCCAAUAAUGAUAUUAAUAAAUCAUAUUCAAAAUAUGCAAAAAUAAAAUGGACCUGCAAAGCCUGCACAUAUGAAAACUGGCCCAAAACUGUAAAAUGUGUUAUGUGUGGAACAAGUAAAGGAAGAACUUCUCCAGAGAUCAUCACCUCACCACCUUCUUUAUCACCCACUGAAAUUACCUCCAAACAGACAGGGCCUUCUUCCCCCACCUUGGCGUGCGGGGGUGGAUCCCCUCAGAGUGACAAUCAGUCUGUAGAAUUACAAGACCCUUCAACCUCUGGUGCUGUAACAUCUGAUGACAACAAAGCUACAGAAAAAAGACUUAAACAGAUCAGGAAGUGCAUGAGAGAGAAAGAUUGGUUGUGGUUGAAUGCAUGUGUUGGUGUAGUGAUUGGAGAUUUAGGAGCCAUUGAGUCAUUUAUCACCUCAGGUGGUGAUCCUUCGCGGCAGCUAACCCAAGAAGAAGUGGCUUUAUUAAACAGACCCAGUGCAUUUGAAGUAGGAUACACACUUGUCCAUCUUGCCAUAAGAUUCAAGAGAGAUGACAUGCUUGCUGUCCUUCUUACAAGUACUGAAUCCAAUGCUAAGGGACUUAAACGCUUGCCAUCCCAUGUUUGUCCCGAUGUUGCAGCAGAAAUCCGUCGAGAAAUUUCCUCAAUACUGAGACAAAGGAAGGGAGGAAAGGGGGAAUUCCCUUGCCAGUUCUUUUCAGAUUGUGUGACAUUUGCUUUACCCUCAGGUGUUAUGGAUUUACCUCAGUCUGUACAGUCACAGGUGUUCAGUGAAAUUCUAGAUGAAGAUGUACAAAAAGAACUGGAGGAUGAUUUGGUGAUAAACUGGAGUUUGGAGCUUACAGUAAGGUUAGGAAGUCGUCUGUAUGCACUUUGGAAUCGAACUGCAGGAGACUGCCUUCUGGACUCGGUACUACAGGCAACCUGGGGAGUGUUUGACUCAGAAAACACACUCAGACAAGCCCUCUCUGAGAGUAUUACUGAUGGUGCUAUGAUGUUCUACCCUAGAUGGAAGGAAUAUGAAUCAAUGCAUGCUGAGAGCCUGCAGUUUUCUUUGGACGAGGCACAAUGGCAGAAUGAUUGGGCAGAACUCUUAAACUUAGCAAGUCAACCUGGUGCUUCUUUAGAACAGACUCAUAUAUUUGCAUUAGCCCAUAUUCUUCGUAGACCUAUCAUUGUGUAUGGAGUGAAGUAUGUCAAAAGUUUCAGGGGAGAGUCUUUAGGAUUAGCAAGAUUUCAAGGUGUUUAUUUACCGUUACUCUGGGAGAAUGGAUUUUGUUGGAAGACCCCAAUAGCAUUAGGGUAUACAAGGGGGCAUUUCUCUGCUCUAGUGACAAUGGAAAUGGACACAGAUGGCAUUCCGGGGGCGGGGGCUCAUAUUGAACCCAAUGAUGAUGAUGAAGUCGCCUACUUACCACUGGUUGAUUAUGAAGGAAAACUCCUGCCAGUGCCCUUUUUAAUGGGAUCAGAGGUUGGUCGUGAGGAGAGUAUUUUACACGAGUGGUUGGACUGUGUGGUUACUAAGGGUGGAUGUUUGGUUGCCCUGCAGAAGGUGGGGAAGCGGCCAUUAAUGAUUAAACAAAUGGUGGACGAAUGGCUGGACCAUUACAGACAGCUACCACAUGUCACCUUGACGACAAAUAAACAAACAACUCUGGCUGCUCAAACAUUUUCAAGUGAUGGAGAGAGUGAUCAGGAGUAAGACAGGGUACCUCUUCCUUCCUAUUUGUGAUUAAUAGUACCUCUGAAUGAUGUUUUUUUCAGUUUUGCUUUAGUUGGAAUCAAAUUCACCAUAACUCUGGUUGUUUCUUUUUUAUUCAGAAAACUUCAUUAGAUUAUUUUGUUGUAGUUGUUGAAGUUUUAAUGUUAUAUUUUAUGUAAACAUGGUAUGUUUGAUUGCUAGUACAAUAUCUUUUGUGUAUAAAUCAAUGAUGAUCUUAUCUUAUUAUGUUCUUUUAUAUUUUACUAUACUGAAAUGGUGUUGACCUUUGUAUUUCAAGUGUCUACUUUUUACAACUGUGUGGACAGGAGUAAAGGACAAAAGCAGAAGUGAUUUAUUGGUUAGUGCAGUGCUUGAUAACAAAAAUGUUUCUCUUUUUUAUAGAUAUAAUCCAUUUUUAUGGUCAAUUAUGAAAAUAUGUCUUUCAACAGUGCCUGCAUUGUGUGCUAGAACAGCACUGAGGGAGAUAUGUUUAACAUGUCAAUCAGUAUUAUGUUGUGUGAAAUGGGGAGUUUUGCUGGGUACUUUAUAUAGACAUGAGAUAAAUUCUACAAGAAAUAUUAGUGUGAUUUCCUUACAAUUUAAAUAUAUUUCUUUAAAGUGAAGUACAGUGAAUAGCAUUUUAAAUUGAAUAUUUCUGGUCUGAUCCUAAGAAUGAUAUUCCUAAAAAUGGCUUUAAUGUUAAUGUGUUUAAUUGUUUGUCUUUACUGUUUGUGUCAAAUAUUAUUGGGAUUUUCAAAGAAUUAAGAUAUGUACAUGUACUAUGGGCAAUUGACCAUAAUUGUUACUUGAUUCAGAUAUUUAAAUCAUUCCCUCAAUGUUUGCUGUAUGAUUAGUGCUUAUCAAAGUUUUACUGAAAUGAUAACACAUAAAUUUUUAUUACCUAAAGAUGAAGUUUAUAAUAUAUGUUCUGUUGUGAAUCCUAUUUCUGUCCAAAGAAAUACUUAAAUGGAAAUACCUCAUUUAAAAUCUUUCAUAUUCAGAGUUUAUGAUUGAUAUUAUAGUACUUCUGUAGCAGACGGAAGCACUAAAUUCUCCACAUGUGUAAUGGACAAAAAUAUAGGAAAUAUGUUUCCUGCAUUGACUGCAUCGAGAAAUUGGAAGUGAAUGAUACAUAUCUUAGUAAUAUGUCUUUGUCUGUCUUGCUAUGUACUUUAAAAUUAUUUUUGAAAAUAUUUUAUACCUUAUACAGUACUCUGCUUCAUGUGCUUUGUGGAAUAAAUGUAAUUAUUGCUGAAUUACCUGUAUAGUGUACAUGUAUGAAGUAAAACCUGAUUAUAGCAUACCUACAUGGUUACCUAUCUUGAUUUUUGCAAUACUAAAUCAAAUUACAUGUACUUUGAUAAAAAAAAAUUUAAAUACUGGUGUAUUCAGUGUCAAAUUAAAUAAAAAUAGUAUAUGCAGGUUUUCAUUGUAAUCAUGUCUGUCAUGAAAAAGAUUUAAUUGCAAAACAUCCUCACGAAAAAAUGAUGCAAUGCUAUAUUUUCUCUGUGGUUGAAUAACUUGUAUCCUCUUGAUGUUUUGUGUAUCUCUAUUUAGACACCACAAAACAUAACUACUCAGAUCCAAACUUUAAUUGAAACUUCAUUUGUAUUUAUGAGGGAAGUUAGUUUAUAUUGGUUUGUUUUUUUCCUUUAAAUCAUACAUAAGAUAUGGUCAUCAGUGGAAUGUAUUGUUUACCACAAUGGGCAUGCUUUAAUGUUUUGAUUAUCUCCAUUUGUGUGAACCUGUACCACUGAGGUAUUUUAUUCUGUCGAUAAUAAUAAUAAUAUCCAUCACUAUCCGUAUAUUUUUUUCUUCCUUUAAAUUCAUUUUCUGGUUGAAAAUAUUCAUUUGUGUGCAAUAUUUGCAGUCUUUUUUUUCUUGUACAUUAAAAGAUAAGAAAAAUA